This is a messenger RNA of Polistes canadensis, 1181 nucleotides long. Its product is annotated as tropomyosin-2-like. Lineage: Eukaryota; Metazoa; Arthropoda; Insecta; Hymenoptera; Vespidae. The record is from RefSeq and is a predicted model, not a curated record. Bases 301 to 1155 code for a protein of 284 amino acids. Gene Ontology annotation, cellular component: actin filament. Gene Ontology annotation, molecular function: actin filament binding. The transcript is spliced from 6 exons. Gene Ontology annotation, biological process: actin filament organization; muscle contraction.
AAUACGCUUGGAAAAGAGCUACUUAUUUUUUCGUCUAUUUCUUUUUAUACGAGUUAUCGUCGGUCAGUUGUUGUAAACGGGCGGAAUAAAUCAGACCAACACGCGAACUAGUCGAAGAAUUCGUUUGAGUCUAACUAAAGAACCUGGCGCAUUGUUUCUUUUGCAUUUCUUCGAGUCUAUAAAGCAUUGUCUUGAUCGGUCAUCGAGUGCAGUAACCCGCGAGCUUUGGAUUAGAAGGUUCGUUGUUACUUUAUUAUCGUGAUAUACACAUAGUAUAUCGAUAUAGACUUCAAUCGAACUAUGAACGCGAUCAAGAAACGUUUGCAAACGUUGAAGGUCGAAAAAGAUUUGGCGAUAGAUAAAGCUGACGUGUGCGAUCGACAGGCAAAGGAAGCUAAUCGUAGGGAAGAAAAAUUAAAGGAUGGUGUACAAGAACUUGCAAAGAAAUUCAUUCAAAUGGAACAUGAUUUACAAGUGAGCAAAAAACAAUUAAAAAAAUCGAUUAAGAGUCUCGAACUGAAGGAAAGUAUUUAUAUCAUGACGCAAUCCGAAUUGGCGAUAUUGAAUAGAAAGAUGCAACAGUGUUCGCAAAAUUUAGAAAAAUCUGAAGAACGACGAUUAGUUGUACAAAAUAAGUUAACGGAAGCAGUGGAAACUGCGGAAGAUGCAAAACGAAUUUGUAAAGUUCUGGAGAAUAGAAGCAAAUUGGAUGAGGAAAGGAUGGAUCAAUUAACAGCACAAUUAAAAGAAGCUAGACUUAUUGCCGAAGAUGCCGAUACUAAAUCCGACGAGAUUUCACGAAAAUUGGCUUUUGUGGAGGAUGAACUCGAAGCCGCAGAAGACAGAGUUAAAUCGAGCGAAGGCAAAAUCGCCGAACGCGAGGACGAAUUGUUUAUCGUCGGUAAUAUAUUGAAGUCCUUGGAAGUAUCAGAAGAAAAGGCCAAUCGAAGAGUGGAGGCAUUCAAAGCGCAAUUGAAGGAAUUGAAAGUUAAAUUAAAAUCGGCUGAGAAGCGGGCAAUAAUAGCCGAGCAAGCCGUCAAGGUGCUUGUUAAGGAAUUAGAUUCGAGAGAAGAUUAUUUGUUUAAAGAAAAGGAGAAGUACAGGUAUAUGUGCAACGAUAUGGAUUCCACUUUUGCCGAACUUACAGGAUUUUAAACGAGUCGAUAUUUUAUUCGAUUGGA